AUGUUUAAUAGACGAUUGAUCAGUGGAGAAAUAAUUGUUCGUUCAUGGUUAGUUUAUUCUCCAAGUUUAGGAGUAGUUUUUUGUGGGCCUUGUCGUAUAUUUCAAACAUCUUUAGAAACUCAACUUGUUACUGAAGGAUUUAAUGAUUGGAAAAAUGCUAUUAUCCGUUUCAGUUACCACGAAAAUAGUAAAGAGCACAGAGAUGCUAUUAUUAAUUUAAAACAUAGAGGUAAUGUCUUGGGGCGUAUUGAUUAUUCAUUGAUUAAACAAUUAGAUACAGAAAUCGAAUAUUGGAGAAAUGUGUUGAAGAGAGUAGUCGAAACUAUUAAAUCGUUAGCUUCUCGUGGACUCCCUUUUCGAGGACAUGAUUCGUGUUUUGGUUCUGUACACAAUAGUAAUUACUUAAUGUCACUCGAAUUAAUCGCAAAAUUUGACCCGUUUUUAUCCGAUCAUAGUUCGUUUUGGAAAUAA
Molecule: messenger RNA, 471 nt
Organism: Metopolophium dirhodum (rose-grain aphid)
Lineage: Eukaryota; Metazoa; Arthropoda; Insecta; Hemiptera; Aphididae
Exons: 1
Coding region: 1-471 (156 amino acids)
Source: RefSeq, a predicted model, not a curated record